AUGGAGAGAGUUAGAACCCCUCUGCGAUCCAAACACCUAGAGGUUGUAGCAGAGCGGGGGAAGGUGGAGGAAGCCCGCCUCAACUUUGAGCGGGAACCAACUGCGAAGAGGCGUGGGGAGCUGAAUGAAGCCAAACAGUGUCUUUUCAGCACAUAUGACACCAUCAAAAGGGAGGAACUGAUGAAGAGAGUGCGGAGGGUGCAGGAAGUGCAAGGUGAACAUCAAUAUCGGGAGGUCUGGAGGGUCAUCAAUGAAAUGACGGGGCGGAAGAGGACCAAAGAGGGACAGGUAGAGGGACACAGCACUAAGGAGAGGGUGACCACCUGGACCAGCCACUUCCUCAGCUGCUGGGCGCAACAGCUGAUGCAGCUGAGGAAGAAGAGGUACCACCAGUCCUUCAAAACCUCAACAUUGAAGAUGGUCCCUUCACACAGAGUGGGAAAAAGUGCUGGUCCAGAUGGCAUACCCCCAGAGGUCCUGAAGAACUGUGAUCUCAACAACAUCAUCCUAGAGUUCUGCAACCUUGCUUUGCUGCACAAUCCUGACAUGUGGUCUCUAUCGAACAUCGUCCGAGUGCCCAAAGCUGGAGACCUCUCAAAGCCAGACAAUUACCAAGGCAUCAGCCUGACAUGCAUCACUGCGAAAGUCUACAACUGCAUGAUACUAAACAGGGUCCAGCACGCAAUCGACCCUCACCUGAGGGAGAAUCAAAACGGUUUCGAGAGGGGCGAACUACUACAGCCCAGAUCCUGGCACUUAGGCGAAUGA
This is a messenger RNA of Xyrichtys novacula (pearly razorfish), 768 nucleotides long. The record is from the annotation of a GenBank genome assembly. NCBI's taxonomy places the organism in Eukaryota, Metazoa, Chordata, Actinopteri, Labriformes, Labridae.